Lactuca saligna is the source of this 324-nucleotide messenger RNA. Lineage: Eukaryota; Viridiplantae; Streptophyta; Magnoliopsida; Asterales; Asteraceae. The record is from the annotation of a GenBank genome assembly.
AUGCACCGCUUCAAGUUGUCCAGUGGUUUUGCUCCAGGUAACACUGAUGUUACUUUAAUCUACCGAUCCACGACCUCAAAACCCCAUACCACCUUCGAUCAGAGAUCACCACCUACUGCUUUAAUCACUCCACUAGGGUUAGUUACUUCCUCCACCGAUCAAUAUCUUCUCGAUUCUACUCUCACCGCUCAAUCACUUCAGCUAAAAGGGUUUAUCUAUGUCGAUUUUAUACCACUUAUGGAAAACACUGUGAAAGAGUAUAUUAUUGUGCCAUUGCUGAGAGGCUUCUUCUCAAGUGAACUGAGUACCAGAGCAAGAGGAUGA